AACCUAUUACACUGUGCUAAAUAGUAUUAAAAUGCUAUAUAUUAAAAGAUCUUUCAUCUGAUCUAAAUUUUAACAAACCGCUCAUUAUUUUCUCUUAAACUCACAAUGUUCACGACAUUUCUGGCGCCCCCGGGUGGGCGUGUUUGUUGGAAACAUGUCAUAUGAAAGAAUAGAUAGGGCAUGCUUCUUAUUCGCUACCAGCGCCAAAGGCAAGAGGCAGAAGAUGGAGGAGGACAUAGAGAAAACUCAGAUCACGAGAUGCGGCGAAAAAUCAACGACAGAGAUCUCAAAGGAGAAAGUCAUCGAGCGGCAACCAGAGGGACACUCAUCUGCAUAUUCGUCUGUGGUACUAUUCUUCUGUCUGUGGGAAUUUCCGUUCUCUUUGUUGGACUUCUUGUUCCUGAUUUUAAAAAGGACCCAACGCCUUGGUUGGUUAUAGGUCCAACUUGCAUAGUUCUCGGCAUCUUAGUUCUGCUUUUAUCGGUAGAAAUAAUCUUAAAAUUAAGAAAGAUUUCUUCAUCGACUAGGUCAUCCGCCGAGAGGGAAAGUACGCCAAAGAAAGGGAAGGAAACUCAAAAAAAUAGUUGGGGUAAUGAUAAUAAUGAUGAAGAAACUGCUACUAAGGAUUCAAUGCCAAAGGCUAUUCCUGUCGUAGUCCACCCUGCCACGCCACUUCAACAGCUAGAUGCAACAUCAUUGCCAGUGGACGUUGUACAGCACAGGUGAAGUUGUUAGAUAUCUACUUAGAUAAAACUGCUGGAAAUCUGCUUAUCAGAAUUUGACCUUCUUUUCCUUUCUAAAAGCAUACAAGAAGUGCUGAAAGUGAAUAAUUCUAAUAAUUUUGCAAAAAUAGUUAAUCAAAGAAACUCCGAAAUUUCAUAAACACUCAGGAAAAAAAAAUUUUAGAUGCUUCAUCCAGAAACUGGAAGUACGAAGGAAGCAAAUAAUAGCAGCAGCGUGAACGUAAUUGCGAUAAUGAAAAACAUUUUAUGUUGUCACUAUACAUGACUUCCUUUUACCGCCUAUUAAAUUAUACAAAUUUUUUGCUGCACUUCAUUCAACCUUCUUUCUUCGAAUUCCAUUAGAGAUAUAUUUCUCAUUCAAUUAAUUCGCUUCUCACUUAAGGUAAAAAUACAUAAAAGCUCAAAACAUGUUCAUUAAAAAUUGUAAAAUAUAGGAAAACCUAAAACACCAAAUCCAGUUAAGCGCAGAGUUCCGACACCUGUGCGGCUUACUUAAACUAUUCGGUUCAACACCAAAUACAGUUAAAAACAAUUCUUACAAUUAAAAUUAGAGUUCUGUAGGAAAACAAGCAAUUCGGCCAGUGAACAAGAAGACAAAUUUUCGGCGCACAGAAUUGAAAGUUACCUUUUGGUACCACUGGGCGAAAAAGGUACUGAAGUUGUUGCACAAGGUGAUUCAAUUUACUAUUCUGCUAACAGUUCAAAAUGGGAACAAAUGGCGGCCUCAUUAAGCUUAGCGCCGCUUUUAAAAUGUUGAUCAUACUACAACUAGUGCAUGCAGAUUAACUAAAGACAUAAA
Molecule: messenger RNA, 1542 nt
Organism: Stegodyphus dumicola
Lineage: Eukaryota; Metazoa; Arthropoda; Arachnida; Araneae; Eresidae
Source: RefSeq, a predicted model, not a curated record